Molecule: messenger RNA, 1058 nt
Organism: Hypanus sabinus (Atlantic stingray)
Lineage: Eukaryota; Metazoa; Chordata; Chondrichthyes; Myliobatiformes; Dasyatidae
Gene: ncbp2as2
Product: NCBP2 antisense 2 (head to head)
Exons: 1
Coding region: 1-273 (90 amino acids)
Source: RefSeq, a predicted model, not a curated record
AUGGUCCUGCGAAGGUUGCUGCUAAGUUGGCUGAACAAUGCUCAGCUGGUAGAGAAACUGUCGGAGACGCGGCCGAUCCGGAGAGCGGCCCAGAUCACCGUCUACGCUAUCAUGCGGCUCCAGCUGGGUAGCCGGGAGGCGGCCGAGCGGCUGAACCGCUCCGGGGCCCUUCGGCCCGGCACCAUGGCCCGCAACCUCGGGGAGCUGGGCCGGAGAGCGGCCCGGCUGAAGAAUGCCUUGAUGGGGGCCUCUGGGCAGAAGAAACAGAAGUAAACCAGGAGUCUUUCCGAGAUCCCCUGGAGCAGGAACAAAGGUAUUGUGGAAGGCUUUUCCGCUGGGAAGCAGAGCAGUAAAGAGCUGUCAGGAGAGCGGAGGACGUUUGUAUGGAUCUCGGUGUUCAACUUCUAUCACAACUUUUAUCUCGACAAAGAGUCGGAAACAAGAUUGAAAUCACCCGCCAGGCCAAAUCGUACACAAGACUACUUCCCUAUGAGACAAUAUUGUGGUUUCACAAUUUGUUUUGGUGUAAAUUGUGUAAAGCGUGAUUAAAAUAUUUAAAUGUAAAUGUAAAUAAUGACAACUCAAAAUUAUGCCACUGAACAGUUCUUAUUGCAUGCGAUUAGAACAGUCAUAGACGUGGUGCUGACCCACUUACACAAUGUUACCGUAUCCCCACCCCAUCCACUCACACUACGUUCUACCACUAACCUGCAAUAAGGACAUUUUACUGUAGCUAAUUAACCUGCCAGUCAGCUUGUCUCUGGGAUGUGAGCGGAAUCCAGAGCACUGAUUUGAGGGGAGGGGGGGGGGGGUUUGAACUCACCUGACCACAGAGAAAACAUACAAACUCCACACAGCUGGCACCUUAGGUCGGAAUUCUACCUGGGUAAUGGCACCAGUCUGUGCUUUAUGGAAACAGACAGUCUCAGUCAAUUGUGUUCAGCCUAUUGUACAGAAAAUCUAUAUGGCAAAAUUUUAAAAAUUGGCAAUUUGUUCUAUUUAUGUAAUUCCAAUGUACUUGACUUGGUAAAUAAAGCUGCACACCCAUUUAGGAUCUA